AUGUCUUCAGUAGCAGUGUUAUGGGUUGCUGCCUCAUCUCCAAAUCCAGACCCAAUGAACACUAAUGGGUUUGUAAGGGCUAUAGAGUCUUCUAGAGUGCUCUCUCGUUGUCAGAAUCAGAGAGUGAACAAUGGUAGGAGGAAGCAAACAAAAACUUGGACUUGUUCUUCUGUAAUGAGCUGUAGAAAGAGUGUUGUGUCUUCAAGCUUAGCAGCAAGUCAUGCAGGAGAGAUAGCCCUCUCAUCUGAAGAGAAGGUUUACAACGUUGUGCUUAGACAAGCAGCUUUGGUGAACAAACAGCUCAGGACUACUUCUCCUGACCUUGAUGAUGUGAAGAAACCACAGGAGAUUGUUCUCCCUGGGAGUUUGAGUUUGUUGGGUGAAGCUUAUGAUCGAUGCGGUGAAGUUUGUGCUGAAUAUGCUAAAACCUUUUAUCUUGGAACUUUGCUUAUGACACCUGAGAGGCGAAAGGCCAUUUGGGCUAUCUACGUUUGGUGCAGAAGAACUGAUGAGCUCGUAGAUGGGCCUAAUGCAUCACACAUAACUCCAAUGGCGUUAGAUAGAUGGGAAGCAAGGUUAGAAGAUCUUUUCCGUGGCCGUCCUUUCGAUAUGCUUGAUGCUGCUCUCGCUGAUACUGUUGCUAGAUACCCUGUCGAUAUUCAGCCAUUUAGAGACAUGAUUGAAGGAAUGAGAAUGGAUUUGAGGAAAUCAAGAUACAAGAACUUUGAUGAUCUCUACCUUUACUGCUAUUAUGUAGCUGGAACCGUUGGUUUGAUGAGUGUUCCGGUUAUGGGAAUCGAUCCUAAGUCCAAAGCAACGACCGAGAGUGUUUACAACGCUGCCUUGGCUCUCGGUAUAGCUAACCAGCUUACCAACAUACUCAGAGACGUUGGCGAAGAUGCUAGAAGAGGAAGAGUUUAUCUACCGCAAGAUGAGUUAGCUCAAGCUGGUCUAUCAGAUGAAGACAUAUUCGCCGGAAAAGUCACUGAUAAAUGGAGAAACUUCAUGAAAAUGCAGCUUAAGCGAGCAAGAAUGUUCUUUGACGAAGCUGAGAAAGGCGUUACCGAACUAGACGCUGCUAGCAGAUGGCCGGUAUGGGCAUCGCUCCUAUUGUACAGGAGAAUAUUGGACGAGAUUGAAGCGAAUGAUUACAACAACUUUACAAAGAGAGCUUAUGUUGGGAAAGCCAAGAAAAUUGCAGCUCUGCCAUUGGCUUAUGCUAAAUCAGUACUAAAGACUCCAAGUUCAAGAGGAACAAAUUAAUAAGGCUUUUGUGAUUAAAGGAAAAGCUUAGGGUCGAAUUUAUGAUGUUAACUAAUAUAUACAUAUAAAUGGCCAAAUGAAAUUCUUAUUUCCCUUUGUAAAAAGUGAAUUAUUUUGUUUUAUAUCUCUUGGCUACUGAAGAAAUAGGAAUAUUUUGGUUGGAGAGCUAGUUUUGUGAUAUAUAAAAAGAAGUUACUGAUUUCAGAA
Eruca vesicaria subsp. sativa (arugula) is the source of this 1470-nucleotide messenger RNA. The record is from the annotation of a GenBank genome assembly. Lineage: Eukaryota; Viridiplantae; Streptophyta; Magnoliopsida; Brassicales; Brassicaceae.